Molecule: messenger RNA, 1560 nt
Organism: Cyclocybe aegerita
Lineage: Eukaryota; Fungi; Basidiomycota; Agaricomycetes; Agaricales; Hemipholiotaceae
Source: the annotation of a GenBank genome assembly
AUGUGUGAUUCGUAUUUUCGCCUAUGCUCUGCACAGCGAAUUGGCAUUCCGUCAUCGGCAAGGGAGUUCGACCAUACGCACCAAUCUCUCCCCUUUCUCAGAGCCGCGAGAUGUCGUAUUGCUCCAGCUCUAUCUCCACCUCCCUGGCACUGCGCUAUGUCUUCAAUCGAUACGACAGACCUUAUCAAGAACUUCAAGGGUGACAUUGUAACUCCCAAUCGCCCUGACUAUGGGCAGGCCAUCUCUCGCUGGGCCGCGAACGCGGCACGCAAGGCCAAAGUCGUUGCUUUCGUCAAAGAUAAUGAAGACGUAACUCGAGCACUGAAAUUUGCUCAAGAGAAUCGUCUUCCUAUCGCAGUCCGUUCAGGAGGCCAUAAUGCCGCUGGGGCAUCCUCAAUCCAAGACGGCCUAGUUAUCGACCUUUCUCGCCAUAUGAACGGGGUUACGGUCGAUCCAUCGAAGAGACUCGCCUAUGUCGGUGGAGGUGCUCUAUGGGAAACUGUCGACAAAGAAGGCAUCAAGCAUGGGCUAGCCACUGUAGCAGGCACGGUGAACCAUACCGGCGUAGGAGGACUGACACUUGGAGGCGGCUACGGAUGGUUGAGCGCUUCUCAUGGAUUGGCCUUAGAUAACGUAGUCCAGGCCAUUGUCGUUACCGCUGAUGGAUCUAUCCUGACCGUAAAUGAAGCAGAGAACCCCGACUUAUAUUUUGCCAUCCGAGGUGGAGGUGGCAACUUCGGCGUCGUCACUGAAUUCGUGUUGCAACUUCAUCCCCAGCGUGCGACAGUUUAUGCGGGUAGCAUCAUCUAUCCCGCAUCUGCUGUUGAGAAGUUGGUUGCGGCGACCGAGGCAUGGUGGAAGACGGUGAGAGACAAAGAAAGCAUGUUGCAAAUUGCGACAGUUGGGCCAGAUGGCCAUCCGAUUUUCGUGGUUUUCCCAUUCUACAAUGGUACCGAGGCAGAGGGAAGAGAAAGUUUCAAACGACUGCUCGAAGCUGGCCCUAUCGCUGAUAUGUCGAAAGUCAUACCCUACGAAGAACUCAAUGGCUUGCAGAAUGCGAUGGUCAAUCAUGGAAGUGGUGUCUACAUGAAGGGCGUUGCUCUCAAGCAUCUGUAUCUCCCAGCCAUCACUAAGGUGCAUGAAAGAGUUGCAGAAAUCAUGAGUGGCAGCGUCUUCAGAGUGGUCAUCAUAUACGAAUUUUUCGGCCUCGGGAAGAUCAACGCUGUAUCAACAACCGCGACGGCCUUCCGACGAGAGAAGGCCAACAAUGUCCUUGUGUCUUUGUUCUGGGAUGCAUCCGAAGAUAGGAACGGGGAAGCACGGGACCUUGCACAUGAACUCUGUACUCUUGUUACGGAGGGCCAGACUGGGAUGACAACCUCAGAAGGCCUGGGCUACAGCAACUACGACCCGGAUGGGACGGAGACGAGGGGCACAGCUGCAGUAGUUGACAAAGCUAAGUUCGUUUUUGGGGAGAAUUACCUCCGACUCCAGGCUAUCAAGAGGCGUUACGAUCCGAACAACAUCUUCAACAAGUGGUUUCCAAUCGUCCCUGCCUAA